This is a messenger RNA of Selaginella moellendorffii, 604 nucleotides long. Its product is annotated as calcium-binding protein CML38-like. The record is from RefSeq and is a predicted model, not a curated record. NCBI's taxonomy places the organism in Eukaryota, Viridiplantae, Streptophyta, Lycopodiopsida, Selaginellales, Selaginellaceae. Gene Ontology annotation, molecular function: calcium ion binding. Bases 12 to 518 code for a protein of 168 amino acids. The transcript has 5 exons.
GGUUGUUCACGAUGCUACGCCUUGUUCGUGGCGUGGCGCCGCUGCGGCCGCCGCCCCCUUUGAUUCUCUCACGGAGGCUUCUGUUCGAUGAUCUUCCGGAGCGCGACAAGAACGAGUACGAGCUGCGGAGCCUUGCAUUUGUGCGGCAGGAGCGGCAAAUAUUCCGGGAGGAGAUGUUUGAGAGGGCGUGUCAGCGAUUCGAGAUGAACCGGUUCCGCCUCGCGGAUUCGACGCUGAGAUCUGUGAACUGGGGGAACGAUAACGCAAUGAGAAUAGCUUUCUCGCAGAUCGACAGCAAUAACGAUGGCUAUAUCACUCCAUCGGAGCUUGCGAGAUAUCUAUCAAAAUGGGGAGCCAAUCUUGACAAACAAGACAUGGAGAAGAUGGUCAAAUUCGCGGACAGAGACAAAGACGGCAAAGUUUCGUUCCGAGAGUUCUCCAAGAUGAUCCGCGGAGAAUUUGAUUCACCCCUCGGAAGAAUUCCUCGCGCGAGAAGCAAAAGCAAAGAUGGAAGCUGAGAAACAACAUAAUCCAAAGCUCUAGAAAGCGAUUAGAUUAUAUCGGUGAUUAUUAUAAGACAUAAGCCUAACGAAUUUACCCGGAA